Messenger RNA from Austrofundulus limnaeus, 2335 nucleotides. RefSeq names its product solute carrier family 46 member 3. Gene Ontology annotation, cellular component: lysosomal membrane. The coding region runs from base 109 to 1527 and encodes 472 amino acids. NCBI's taxonomy places the organism in Eukaryota, Metazoa, Chordata, Actinopteri, Cyprinodontiformes, Rivulidae. The record is from RefSeq and is a predicted model, not a curated record. The transcript is spliced from 6 exons. Gene Ontology annotation, biological process: vacuolar transmembrane transport. Gene Ontology annotation, molecular function: transmembrane transporter activity.
UGACCAGUCGUAAACAGUACACACCAGUGCUCCGGUGUCAUAACCAGGCAAUAACAUGAACAAAACGAGUAUUUAAACAGGGCCCUUUUUUUAAAAAAUCCCCUCAACAUGAAGCGCCUUUACUUCGUGGAGCCUGUGGUGGCCCUGUAUGCUUUCAGCUGUUUUCUCAUCUACCCGCUGGUGCAGCAGUACGUAUACAGGAGGCUUUGGGUGCAGCUGACCAACACCAGCUAUCCGGUCUCUGACAACACCUCCAGAUGUGCAGCAAGUAACAGCAGCAACCACACAAACCUGCACAAGGAGGUCCAGAAGCAGGCGUCUCUUUUCUCCCUUUACUCGGAGGUCCUGUCCACGAUCCCCUCCCUGAUCAUGACUCUCAUGCUGGUGGCCUACAGCGACCGGGCGGGACGCAAGGUCACCAUCAUCAUGCCUUUGAUCGGCACGCUCCUCUACACCGUGGCCUUCCUGGCCGUGUCCUUCUUUGAGCUGAACGUCUACCUGCUGAUCGGCUCCACGUUUCUCAGCUCCCUGUUCGGCGGCCUGGGCACGUUCCUCGGAGGCUGCUUCGCCUACGUGGCCGACCUGUGCGAGGAGGACCGCCAGAAGACSCUGCGCAUGGCCGGCCUGGACAUGAUGAUCGGCCUGUUGUCCGGCGCGGCGUCCAUAUCCACGGGCUACUUCCUGAGAGCCGCGGGCUUUAACUGGCCGUUCCUGACGUCCGCUYUGAUCCAGUGUCUGAUCCUGCUCUACGCCGUCUUCAUCUUAGGGGAAACCGUGAAGAGGGCUCCCACAGACGGGUCCCCCGGGCGCGCCGCACUGAAGCAAAUAAUCAUCAGGAUCUACAGGAUCUUUGCAGGGACAAGCUGCAGGUUCAAAGCCGUCCUCGCCCUGCUGAUGGCCAUCUUCACCAGCUUCUCCUUUGCGUAUAUCGGAGGCGUCAACAUGGUCACCUUAUAUGAGCUGAACGAGCCGCUUUGCUGGUCCGAGAUUCUGAUCGGGUACGGCUCAGCGCUGUCCACCGCGGUGUUUGUGGUCAGUUUCCUGGGCGUGUCCGCGCUCACGUAUUGCGGCGUUCCGCAGCUGGUCAUCGUCCUGCUGGGGAUCCUGUCGGUCGCAUCGGGCAUGAGCCUCAUGGCGUUCGCUAAGACCACCGUAGUGAUGUUUAUAGUGAGGAUACCCAUGCUUCUGAGUAUCAUGCCUUUCGCUGUUCUGCGCUCCAUGAUGUCCAAGAUCGUCUCCAAGUCUGAGCAGGGAGCACUGUUCGCUUAUGUUUCCUUUCUGGAGAAUUUCACGACCAACGUGUCAUCUGCAGUUUUCAGCAGUAUCUAUUUCGCCACAGUGGCCUGGUACCCCGGCUUUGUCUUCCUCCUGUCUGCAGUACUCUGUGCCAUCCCUUUAUCUGCUCUUCUGACUGUUGCUGUGAUUGGAGUGGAUGUUUCCAGUGAAACCAAAAGGCCAGAGCCGUUUAGCCCGGGGCAGGACAUUCUUGUUGAGGACGAGAAUGAAAGCAAUCCUCUUCUUAGCUAGGGGGCGAUGAACUCUAAAUACCAGCACCUUGUUCAUCGUUCUACUCUUCAGGAUCUGGUGGGUUUUGUUUUCAGCUUUUGAAACAAAAUCCUCCAUUUAUUUUCAAUAUGUUUUUAUUGAAUGUUGUUGUUUUGAGCUAAAUGAUUUUGAUACAAAAACAGAUCACUGUUGCACAAAAAUAAUGUAGUUUGUUUUUCUCAUAAUACUUUUUUUUUUUACCCAAAGACAGGAAUCUCAAGCUAAAAUGUUACAUAAAGGGAAGUUUGGUCUUUCUCAGGGGGGUUACAGUAUGUUUAUUAGGGAUUUAUAAUAGCUUUGGAACACUGCAGCACCUUUUUCUGAACAAUCGUGGCGAGUUGAACCAUUUCAAGAAUGUUUUGUGCAUUUUAAAUUUGAUCUUUUGCCUGUUUUUACUCACUUUGGUCACAACUUUCUUUCAUUCUACAAAUACGUAGAAUCCAAAAAUGAUAACAGGGCCAUGAAAGUACAAGUUUGUUUAGUUUGAGUUGGAAAAAGUGCGCMGAAAUGAUCCAAGGACAAUACUCGCUGGAAUGUUGCACUCCUAAUCUAACAGUCUUUUAUGGAAAAAAGGCUUGUUGGAUUAAUUACAGCUGAAAAGGGUUUGAAGUGUUUUAUGUAGCAUGAUAAUCAUUCAUUCAAAUAUAUUAGAAAAGUUGCAAAGUUACAUUUAUCUUUUUAUGUUUGAUUUUAUGCAAAGUGGUAAAGCAGCCAAGCAAAUUGAAAAACAAAACAAAACAUGGUUUUAAAGUGCCUGUGACAUCAAUAUUUUUGUAAUAAAUAUAAAUGC